CUGGGCUCAAGGGGCGGGGCGGCGGGCAAGAUGGCGUUUGGCGAGUGAUCUCCCCGGCUACCUCCAGCGGCCUCUGAGACACCGAGUCCUGUCCCCGCUACCGGCCUUCUUCCUCUCCCCCGCCCCCGGAGAUCCCUCUCUUUCCCUUCCUCCUUCUAUUUCGCGGGGGUGGGGUCGGUGGGAGGGAGGGGAGGCGGGCCUCGUUCCUGGGACACCAUGUCGGACUCUGAGGAGGAGAGCCUGGAACGGCAACUGAAAAUCGUCGUGCUGGGGGACGGCACCUCCGGGAAGACCUCCUUAGUUACCUGUUUUGCUCAAGAAACUUUUGGGAAACAGUACAAACAAACUAUGGGAUUGGAUUUCUUUUUGAGAAGAAUAACAUUGCCAGGAAGCUUGAAUGUUACUCUUCAACUCUGGGACAUAGGAGGGCAGACAAUAGGAGGCAAGAUGUUGGAUAAAUAUAUCUAUGGGGCACAGGGAGUCCUCUUGGUAUACGAUGUUACAAAUUAUCAAAGCUUUGAGAAUUUAGAAGAUUGGUAUUCUGUGGUGAAGAAAGUGAAUGAGGAGUCAGAAACUCAGCCCCUGGUUGCCUUGGUGGGCAAUAAAAUUGAUUUGGAACAUAUGAGAACAGUAAAACCUGAAAAACACUUGAAAUUUUGCCAGGAAAAUGGCUUUAGUAGCCACUUUGUCUCAGCAAAGACAGGAGACUCUGUCUUCCUGUGUUUUCAGAAAGUUGCUGCUGAAAUCCUUGGAAUCAAGUUAAACAAAGCAGAAAUAGAACAGUCACAGGACUUAUUUCCUAAUAAUGGUAAGUUUGUACCCUUUAAAGGACAUCUUUCCUAUCCCCUCAUCCUGUGGGAACAACCAUUUUAUUCUUUUUUUUCUUUUUUGCAAUUCUGGCUUUUAAAAAUUUCAUGUGUAAGUAGUAUCAUACACUUCUUGACAUUUUCUGUCUGCUUCAUCUCAUUUUGCACAAUGUACUUGAAGUCCAUCCAUAUUUUCACACAUGGCAGACUGUUAUUUCUCAUGGCUGAAUAAUAUCACUUUGUGUGUGUGUGUACAUAUAUUUAUAUUCCACAUUUUCUUUAUUCACCUAUCAGCAGGCACUUUGCUGUUUCCAUAUUUCGCUUAUUGUAAAUAACACUGUAAUGAACCUGGAUGGGCGUGCAUGUAUCUUCAGAUAAAUACUCAGGGAUGGAAUUGCUGGAUGGUAUGGUAGUUCUGGUUUUAACUUUUUGAGGAAACUCCACACUGGUUUCCAGGGGCUGCACUAAUUUACAUUCUCUUUCGGUGCAUACGGGUUUCUUUUUUUCCACAUCCUCUCCAGCAUCUCUUCUAUUCUUGAGGACAGCCAUUUUAACAGGUGGGAGGUGAUAUUUCAUAGUAGUUUUAAUUUGUUGAUUAGUGAUGUUGAGCAUCUUUUCAUGUACCUAUUGGCCAUUUGAUGUCUCUGAAAGUUCAUUUAAAAGCAAAGUAGCUGAGGUAAUCUGAACUUCUUUGCUUCUAUAUAUAAUUUAUAUACAGAAAGUGGAGGAGUAGGGCGGAAAGGAAGGGGGAGAGAGAGAGAGCCUGUGCACCUGCGUUCUGUGGUUUUAACGUCAUUUGAAAGAGUCCUGAAGGAACUCAGUGUCACAGGGUGAUAAAGUGUUUUGUAUUAUUUUAUACAGAAGAAGCUAGAUUGUAGACUCACCAGUCAUAUGGAAAUUGAUGCUAUAGUAAUUUUGUUUGUGACAAAUAUUUAUAAUAAGGCCUUAGUCUUAGUUCCAUUCACUGAUUAUUUAAAGAGAUUCUGCUAUUUUAGUUUUAACCUAGAUUAUUCCCAUUUGAGAGUCAUAUAAAAUGAGUUAUCAACACAUUUUACAAGCUGUUCAAGGAAGAGAAGAAGGAAGAAAGAAGGAAUGCAGUUUGCUAAGACAGCAGACGUGUUUUGAGGAUCUUUGUGCCAGGGCACUAGAAUCUGGGAGACAGAGACGAGAGAGCUGCAGCCCUCAUCCUGAGGGAGGGGCGCGGGGGGCUCCCGGAUUGCGUGAGGGCAGGCCGCCGCGUCCAGUGUGCUCUGAUCCGUUUCCGCAAUUCCUAUUAGUGCCACUGUCCCUGGCCAGCUCAUGGAAUAUGACUUGGUUUGCUUUGAGCUAGGUAUGUGUUAGUUUUAGUGAUCCUGUGUUUUUAUAGAUUAUAGUUCAUGUAAAGUUCUUAAAAAUAGUAGCUGUGCAUUAUAUCUGUGUAUUUUAUUUAUUUUAUCCCUAGUAGGUUGUACCUCUUAAUCCCCUCCCCCAUCUUUCCCUUUUUC
Messenger RNA from Odocoileus virginianus texanus, 2290 nucleotides. The record is from RefSeq and is a predicted model, not a curated record. Lineage: Eukaryota; Metazoa; Chordata; Mammalia; Artiodactyla; Cervidae.